AUGAUAAAAACUCACACCAACCUCCUUGUAUUCCCGAGUGUACGGCGCGUAGCGUUCCGCGCGCGCCUCAAAGAGCCAAUAGACCACCACACACGGGUCCCUAUAGGGCUGACGUUCAGCCGGGGUUGCGGGUUAAGCGCAAUGAGGCACCGCGACCUCGGCCCAGAGCAGGAGAAGGAACAGGGGGGUUUUUACUCCAUAGGAGUGUGUCGCAUCCACCUCUACAACCUCGGAGAAUCCCGCCGAUCUGCGAACAGACUGAGAACAGUGUUAGUACUGCCGCGAAUAUUUUACUACAAAGUACAGAAUGUAUUUAAUCGUGACGUCAUCGUAGGCGAUACUUCAAGAAGAGCGACGGUGACUGCAGAAGAAACUAUUAUAACUGAUGCCUGGACUACCAUGCUGAUAUCUGCUGAACCUUCUCAUAGCAGUGAAAUAGCAAACGACCAUGUAAUAAUGCAGAUAUUAAACGACCCUGUUAUUCCACAAUUAGUUACUAAUGGUGAUAUGACGGACGUUGUACAAGGGAAUGCGUACAAUGGCUUCUAUCCUUCAACUGUUAAUUUUAAUGAUAUAUACAGCAACAAUAUGGCAGCAGUGCUUGGUGAGAAUCCAGCACCAGAUUCCAAGGACAGUAAAGACAAAGAAGACAAUGCUGAUAUGAAUAAUUUCACUUUAAAAUUUGAGGAAGGUCUUCUGCAGACACAAACAAGCCCUCUUGUAUCUUUACCUCCAUCAACUUACCAACCAAACACGUCAUAUUAUACUACUACUGAAACGACUACGACUUCUUCUACCAGUCCAGCCAGUUCCACUCCAACAACCACUACAGAAAAACCAGAAGAGAAAAAUGCCUCUAGACAUAUUCAUUUGUCAACCAUGCUUCUCAUUACUGAAUAUGAGGCUGGUGAACAUGAGAGACUACUGGAGCAUAACAUGGUUUGCCUUGGUUGUGGAAAAUCGGUUCGAAAAAUAAGACACCAUUAUGUCAGUAUGGACUCUCCAUUGCUGACUGGCCUAAUAUCACAAAAUACUAUUAAUGUGCCCUCAAGAAACAACUAUGUUUGUCAUGUGUGCUGGAUGCGGGCAAAUAGACAGGCAGUGCAGGACUUAUCACGAAAGUUGCAGGUAUUGGGUUCGGAUAAUGUGCAGGAAUCAGCUUCAGACAACGUGCAGGAAUUGGCUUCUGAUAACAAUGCAGCAGCCCCUUAUGUUCAAGUAGUUAGCCCACCAGAGCCACCAUUAUUACCGCCUGUUUUAACCGGGCCGCUUCAAAGGGAAAAUAUAAGAGCCUUCGACGCCAUUGUGUUUGAUGUCGAAAACUAUUGGAAUGGGCACGUUGUAAUAAGACAUCCCAAUCAAAAAUAUAUUUUCAUGGCAUCCGAAUCAGCUGCCAAUUUCCCUUUGUGCGAUGCUAUGUACGACAAUUUUUACAAUCUCACAUGGACUUACAAACUAGAUUCGGACAUUCGCUGGACUUACAUAACUAUUAUAGACAAAAAAGGCAAUUUUGCUGGCCCAAAAAUAAAUAUGACUUGGAUUUAUCCUAUGAAAGCUACACCAGAAAAUGUGAAGAAGAAAAUUUCUGGAAAAACGAAAGCGGCUGCUUGGUUUGUGUCUAAUUGUAAUGCAAAAAGUGGACGGCAGAAUGUGACAAAACGAAUUGAGAAAGAAUUGAAACGGUACAAUUUAACAGUGGACAUUUAUGGAUGGUGUGGCAAGAAAAAAUGUCCCAAGGACAAGUUUGAAGAAUGCAUGUAUUUGCUUGAAUCCGAAUACUAUUUCUAUUUAGCAUUCGAGAACUCAAUUUGUGAAGAUUACGUCACUGAGAAGAUUUUGUAUCCCCUGCAGAAUUACGCAGUGCCGAUAGUGUUCGGAGGGGCAAACUAUUCCAGAUGGCACAACUACUACGAAUAUGUAAAGACCCCUCCAGAACAUGACGUAUGCAAGCUGUGUCAAAUCCUCAACGAAGACCCUGGUCAGCACUCCUCCUACAAGCACUUCAGAUCCUGGUGGAACCCUGACCACCCUUCUUUGUGCACUAAGGGAGUCGGCAAAUUCAUCGCUAUGAGACCUAAUUCCGAUACGUUGGCAGAAAUUGAAAAAAAAUAA
Messenger RNA from Spodoptera exigua (beet armyworm), 2112 nucleotides. The record is from the annotation of a GenBank genome assembly. Lineage: Eukaryota; Metazoa; Arthropoda; Insecta; Lepidoptera; Noctuidae.